Stegodyphus dumicola is the source of this 1820-nucleotide messenger RNA. RefSeq names its product serine proteinase stubble-like. The record is from RefSeq and is a predicted model, not a curated record. Gene Ontology annotation, molecular function: serine-type endopeptidase activity. Gene Ontology annotation, biological process: proteolysis. Lineage: Eukaryota; Metazoa; Arthropoda; Arachnida; Araneae; Eresidae.
ACCGUUCGAUGGCUAGGUGAUAGCACGCUUCCAUGGCAGUUUCAGACGCUGCCGGGAAAAGGUAAAGUGCGCCUUAAAGUACUUUUUGUGGAGGAAGUUUUUACAAAACGGAUAAUCUAUUGUUCCUUUCACUUUUCCUUAUUGCAUUUCAAGCUCAAAGCUCUAAUACUGAAAACUAAGCAACUUAUCCUAUGGCCAGCUUGUUGCUCCGAAAUGCCGUCUUGACCACGAUCCUGUGUUAUAUACAUGCGCAAAGUGGCUAUUACAUACCACAGCAAGCAGCUGCUAUUAAUCAGUAUCCUGUCCAGUCCUAUCAACAACCUCAGAGCUAUGCUGUUCCACAAACCUACCAAACAGCGAGGAGGUCCGAUACGUGCAGCCACCAGCCAGGGGCAACUUGCAUGUUUGUCUUGUUGUGCCUCAUGGGAGGGGGCGUGUCAGCCGGAUCCUGCUCUGAAGGCCUCCUUUCUACCUGCUGCAUACGACCCGCCCAGAUGAUGCCUGCUCCGAAACCCGUUCGACGAUGGCCCCCACCCGUUGUGUCCCAAGUGCAGAGCGCUCAGAACUUUCAGGGGAAGGAAACAGUAGUGACAGAACUGCCUGUCAUCAAGACUACGAAAUCGCCAAGCAAUAUUACCUUUUGUGGGAUUACUCAAGCCAAACCACAGAGCAGAAUUAUUGGUGGCAAUGAUGCGAUGUAUGGUGAAUUUCCUUGGCAGGCUCAUAUUAAAUUAAAUCGGCAGCAGUGUGGUGGAGUCUUGCUCAACAACUAUUAUGUACUUACUGCAGCUCAUUGUAUUUAUCAAGUACGGUUACCAGAGAUCACUGUACAGCUUGGCGUGUACGACAUCCAGGACCACAGUCGACAGGAUUACGCCCCUCAAACUUUCUCUGUCGUGGAGAAGAAAAUUCAUCCAAAGUUCAAGUACCAAGCAGCGCAUCCAGACAGAUAUGAUGUAGCUUUGUUGAAACUAAACAAAGCGGUCAGAUACCAAGAAAAUGUUGUGCCUAUUUGCUUGCCUAGGAAAGACUGGAAUUUCCAAGGAUGGAAAGGAAUCAUAACCGGCUGGGGAAAGACUGAUGCUGGCUUGAGUAACCGCUAUGGCACCAGACUCUUGCAAAAAGUGGAUGUACCCAUCAUUACCAACGAUCAGUGCGAAACCUGGCAUCGUGAGAAAGGAAUAGACAUCACGAUCUCUCCUGAGAUGAUGUGCGCUGGAUACGAAGAAGGGAAGAAAGAUGCAUGCGUCGGAGAUUCCGGAGGCCCAUUAAUAGUAAUGGUCCAAGGCAGAUGGACUGUUGUUGGCCUCGUGUCAGCUGGUUUCGGAUGUGCCCAAAGUCGACAGCCUGGCAUCUACCACAGAGUGCCUCACACAGUUGAGUGGUUGAAAGAGAAUAUAACAUCAUAACACAGAGCCUUUUUUUAACUACAAACAUGACUAGCAUGUUUUUAAUACUCACGAUAAAUCAUUCCAACUGUGAUCUCUAAGAACUGCGAUUUGAACAUGAUACGCAACAUUUUAGAUUCUUUUUUACUGUGUGUGUUUUUAAUGUUGUACAAAGUACUGUAUAAUAGCCAUGUAGCAAAUCUGCCAUUUUAUACCCCGACUCGGAGAUUUUUGUCUUGAACUCUACAUGAGAUGAAUCUCGAAGAAUGUUUUACUGUCAAAGUGUAUAUAUGUACAGAAGCAUUGCAUUUUAUCGCCAUACGUGUUUCUCUUUAAUUUUAUUUGUUGUUGAAGAAUGUUGAAAUGUGUACAGAACACAAAUGUUGAACAUUUGUAAAGACUAUUUUAGUAAAUAAAAGAAUUUUAAUAUUU